AUGACGAAUUCGCCAAUCUUCAAUCACAAAAACUCUCGUAAGAAUGUGAGGAACAACAACAACAGAAAUAUCCAAUUCAAAUUGAUAGUUCUGCUUAUAGUUCUUCUUCUUCUUCUUGCCCACUUCUUCGUUGUCGUUCUUGCUCAAUACCCUGUCAUAGACACUACCCAAGAACGCCUCUCCAUCUCUGCAAUGUUCAUCAUGGGAGAUUCCUCUGUUCGUUGUGGUGAAAACUCUUUCUUCUCCAGUCUCUUCGGUCAAGAUUCUAUUCUCUUCCCCUGUAAUGGCUCUCAACCAAUCCUCAUUCCUCAAUUGCUUGCUGAGAAGAUGGGUUUGCCCCAAAUUUCCCAAUUUUACAGCCAAAAUGGAACAGUUGAUGGUCUCAUCGCAGGUUUGAAUUUUGGUUCUUCUCCGGCGACGAUCUUGACCCAAUUGGACUUUCAUCCACUGAAUCAGCAGUUGCGACAAGCUCUUGAUACGAUUCAAUUGUUAAAGCUGCAACUGGGUAUAGAAGAAGUUCAAGAAUUCAUAAAAUCGUCUCUGUUCUAUCUUUCCGUUGGCAAAGACGACUACAUCAACCUCUUCUCCAGCAAUUUUCCUGAAGUAAUUCUGAGGUUUGGAUCAACAGGGUUCGCUCAGAUUCUGGUGGAUCAAAUCGACCACGUUGUGAAGGAUCUUUACAAUGCAGAUGUGAGGAAGAUAAUCUGUAUGGGUAUUGGGCCUUUGGGUUGCAGCCCACGGAUCCUGUAUGAGUCUCAUGGGUAUCGGGUCGGGUCUGCCGGGUAUGGACAUUGUGUGGAUGAGAUCAACGAGCACAUUGUCGAGUACAACCAUGUACUCUCCCAGAGGCUUUCUGAGCUCAGCUUGGAGUUGCCGGACGCAGAAAUCGUAUACUGUGAUGUAUACAGAGGGAUGAUGGAGAUUAUAACCCAUCCAGGUCGAUACGGGUUCGAGGAAGUGAGGUUGGCUUGCUGUGGUGAUGGAAGAUACGGUGGUAGAAUUGGGUGUCUUUCAGAAGAAAUGGUUUGUCAUGAGCCUUCAACUCAUGUGUGGUGGGACUUCUAUGAUCCUACAAAGGCAGUCAACAUCUUGCUAGUUGACUCUAUGUGGUCAAACCAUUCUCUGGGUGAUCUUUGCAGUCCAAUCACAGUCCAACAACUGGCAUCCAUGUAAAGCAAAAAGAGUGCCACCUCAGACAAUUGACAUUCUUUUUCCCUUUUAGUUUUAGGGAAUGAUUUCAGUUUGCAA
Molecule: messenger RNA, 1248 nt
Organism: Telopea speciosissima
Lineage: Eukaryota; Viridiplantae; Streptophyta; Magnoliopsida; Proteales; Proteaceae
Product: GDSL esterase/lipase At1g71250-like
Exons: 1
Coding region: 1-1173 (390 amino acids)
Molecular function (GO): hydrolase activity, acting on ester bonds
Source: RefSeq, a predicted model, not a curated record